CGGCGGCGGCAGCGGCGGGAGGAUGGCGCGCGCGGGCCCGCACGUGAGGCCGGCGCGGGGGCGCGGGCAGGGCCGGCUGCUGAGACGCGCUGCUGCCCCCCGCGCGGGCGCCGCGGUUUCAAUGGCGCCAUCGCCCAGGGCCGGCAGCCGGCAAGAUGCGACCACCCUGCCCAGCAUGUCCUCAACUUUUUGGGCGUUCAUGAUCCUGGCCAGCCUGCUCAUCGCCUACUGCAGUCAGCUGGCGGCCGGCACCUGUGAGAUUGUGACCCUGGACCGCGACAGCAGCCAGCCCCGGAGGACGAUCGCCCGGCAGACGGCGCGGUGCGCGUGCAGGAAGGGGCAGAUCGCCGGCACCACGAGAGCCCGGCCCGCCUGUGUGGAUGCGAGGAUCAUCCGGACGAAGCAGUGGUGUGACAUGCUUCCCUGCCUGGAGGGGGAGGGCUGCGACCUGCUGAUCAACCGGUCAGGCUGGACGUGCACGCAGCCCGGCGGGAGGAUAAAGACGACCACGGUGUCCUGACGAACGCAGCCCCCGAGGGGCCCCGGGAGUGGCCUUGGCUCCCUGGAGAGUCCACCACGCCGUGCCACAGGCCUCCGCCCGUCCCUGACCUCGCCCGCCCCGCUCCCCGCGGCCGCCGAGGAUAGCCUCGUCCUGCGCCCCGGCCCGAACGGCGGAGUCGAGGAAGCCGGGCCUCGGACACACGGGGGGGCGGCGCCGGGCGCCAGCAAUACGCGUGUGUGGGAGCCCGGCCUUGCCCGCGCCCGGCACCCGCCCCGCGCUCGGAGGACCAGGACCUGGACCUGGAGGCCCGGCGCCCGGAGGAGGCUGCGGCCCGGCCGGCCCGAGACACCGCGCCCGGCCCGGGGGACUGUCGGGCGCGGACGCCGCCGCCUCUCCCCGUGCCCAGACUGUCCGAAUCGCUUUUAUUUUCUUACACUUUCCGUACACCCGAUAGACCAAAGAGCAAAAUCCGCCCCACCGCGGACGCGCCCUGACUGUCAGAGUCCCGGGCCCGCGGGGGGCGGGGGCCCGAGGCAGAGACAUGCCGGCGGCCCUGGUGACAGCGGAGUGGAUCGAGCGGCCGGGGCAGAGGCCUGCAGCCCGGGACUGCGCUGGCGCCAGCUGGAAGGACGGGCUCCGGCCGGGAGGAGGCCACCGCCGCCGCCAUGGCGCACCUGGGGCCGGAGACGGGCCCCCCGCGGACGCCGAGAGCCCCCCGGGAGUGCUGACCUCCGCCUUCCUCUGUACUUAGACCGACUCUAUCGUACUAAAAUCACUUUCUGUUUAACCAGUAAACAUGCCUCUUCCGCAGCUCCAUUUUUGAUAGUUGGAUAAUCCCGUAUUUGCCAAGAGCAUGUUGGGUCUCCCGUGACUGCCGUCCGCAUCCGACACGCCAUUUAGCUCCAGAAAGCAAAUUAAAGGAACACUGCAGUAACACUUGUUUGAAAGAGAUAUCAUUAAAUGUAUUUUGCAAAGCCUAAA
Molecule: messenger RNA, 1483 nt
Organism: Microcebus murinus (gray mouse lemur)
Lineage: Eukaryota; Metazoa; Chordata; Mammalia; Primates; Cheirogaleidae
Gene: TAFA5
Product: TAFA chemokine like family member 5
Biological process (GO): G protein-coupled receptor signaling pathway
Molecular function (GO): receptor ligand activity; G protein-coupled receptor binding
Source: RefSeq, a predicted model, not a curated record